AUGUGGUGGAUCUUAUGGGUAAUAUUAACUAUCUUGGUUUGCGUGGAGUGGUUGGUGAAGUGUAAAGAAUUUCAAAUUAUACCCGGACCUAAAGGAAUUUAUAUACUUCAUAAUGCACUCGAUGUUAUUAUUGAACCAGCGAAACUGUUUUCCUAUUUAAGAACCUGGGCCAAUACUUAUGAAAGCCUCUUUAGAUUACAAUUAGGACCAGUUAAGGUUAUACUCAUUCAUAAUCCCGAAGAUAUAGAGAAAGUGAUAAAUGGAACAAAAUAUACCACUAAAGGAUUCCUUUACUACUUUAUCCAGCCCUGGUUAAAGGAAGGCAUACUUACUAGCAAAGGUAAAAAAUGGCACGCGCGAAGAAAAAUGAUAACACCGACGUUCCAUUUUAAUAUAUUGAAUAAUUUUAAGCAAAUCAUGGAACAUAACGUUGAAAAACUCAGUGACCACUUGGGAAGUGAAGUUAAUAAGCCAUACACAGAUGUUUCAGAGUUCUUACACGACUUUACUCUUCAUACUAUAUGUGAAACAGCGAUGUCUAUCAAAUUAGACGAAAAAAGCAGCGAUUUUAAUGAGUUCAAGGAGAAUAUACACAAAUUAAUACAUUACGCUGUAUACAGGGCUCAGAGGGUAUGGAUGUAUCCAGAUUUUAUUUUUAACUUAACGAAUUUGGGUCGGAAGCAACGAAAAGCUUUGGACAUCCUAGAGUCAUUCAGAUCUCAAGUAGUAAAAAAGCGGCGUGAAUGUAAAACUGAAGAUGUAUGGAUAAAUGAUAAAGAACAGUCGUCAAAGAGGAGAUUGGGGCUGCUGGAUAUUUUAUUACAAGCUGAGAAAGACGGCCUGAUUGAUAAUCAUGGAAUUUGUGAAGAAGUCGACACUUUCUUGUUUGGGGGCUACGACACAACUGCGAUUGCUUUAAAAUUUAUUAUUUUGCUACUGGCCAAUCAUAAAGACGUUCAGGAUAAAAUAAUAGAAGAAUUUAACACCAUAGUGGGCUUUUCAAAAGGUGAAAUUACAAUGGCAGACUUGACAGAAAUGAAAUACUUGGAUUGUUGUAUAAAAGAGACUAUGAGAUUAUAUCCACCAAUACCAGCUAUUACCAGAAAUAUUGAUGAGCCAUUGAAACUUCGGGGUUAUGAAAUCCCAACUGGAACGGAAGCUGUCAUUUUAAUUUACGACCUGCAUCGACGUGCGGAUCAGUUCGUUGAACCUUUGGCGUUCAAGCCCGAAAGGUUUUUAGCCGAACCAACUUGGCACACUUACUCCUAUAUUCCAUUCAGCGCUGGUGCCAGAAAUUGUAUAGGACGUAAAUUUGCAAUGAUCGAAAUGAAGCUGGUCGUUCUGUCAUUGCUACGACGAUUCUGCCUUUUACCAGUCACAAAAACCGAAGACCUUGUAUUUGCUACGGACUAUGUUCUACAAACGACGCAACCAAUUUACGUCAAAUUUCAGGAUCGAUAUAAGGAAGCACACUAA
Molecule: messenger RNA, 1476 nt
Organism: Pieris macdunnoughi
Lineage: Eukaryota; Metazoa; Arthropoda; Insecta; Lepidoptera; Pieridae
Source: the annotation of a GenBank genome assembly